Molecule: messenger RNA, 3297 nt
Organism: Dipodomys spectabilis (banner-tailed kangaroo rat)
Lineage: Eukaryota; Metazoa; Chordata; Mammalia; Rodentia; Heteromyidae
Gene: Fbxo3
Product: F-box protein 3
Exons: 11
Coding region: 29-1279 (416 amino acids)
Molecular function (GO): protein binding
Source: RefSeq, a predicted model, not a curated record
CAGGCUAGGCUGCACCGGGCUAGGCAAGAUGGCGGCUAUGGAGGCUGAGACGGCAAUGACGAUGACCCUGGAGUCGCUGCCUACAGAUCCGCUGCUUCUUAUCUUAUCCUUCUUGGACUACCGGGACCUAAUCAACUGUUGCUAUGUUAGUCGAAGACUUAGCCAGCUAUCAACUCAUGAUCCGUUAUGGAGAAGACAUUGCAAAAAGUACUGGCUGAUAUCAGAGGAAGAGAAAGCACGGAAGCGUCAGUGCUGGAAAUCUCUCUUCAUAGACACUUACUGUGAUGUAGGAAGAUACAUUGAUCAUUAUGCUGCUAUUAAAAAGGCCUGGGAUGACCUCAAAAAGUACUUGGAGCCCCGCUGUCCUCGGAUGGUCAUGUCUCUGAAAGAGGGUGCUCGUGAGGAAGACCUUGAUGCAGUCGAAGCUCAGAUUGGUUGUAAGCUUCCUGAUGAUUAUCGGUGUUCAUACCGUAUCCACAAUGGGCAGAAGUUAGUCGUUCCUGGAUUGUUGGGAAGUAUGGCACUGUCAAAUCACUAUCGUUCUGAAGAUUUGUUAGAUGUUGAUACAGCUGCUGGGGGAUUUCAGCAGAGACAGGGGCUAAAGUACUGUCUCCCUUUAACGUUUUGCAUACAUACUGGUUUGAGUCAGUAUAUAGCUGUGGAAGCUGCAGAAGGUCGAAACAAAAAUGAAGUUUUCUACCAAUGUCCAGACCAAAUGGCUCGGAAUCCAGCUGCUAUUGACAUGUUUAUCAUAGGUGCUACUUUCACUGACUGGUUUACCUCCUAUGUCAAUAACGUUGUAUCUGGCAGCUUCCCCAUCAUCAGAGACCAAAUUUUCAGAUAUAUUCAUGAUCCAGAGUGUGUAGCAACAACAGGGGAUAUUACAGUGUCAGUUUCCACGUCAUUUCUGCCAGAACUCAGCUCUAUACACCCACCUCACUAUUUCUUCACAUACCGAAUCAGGAUUGAAAUGUCAAAGGAUGCUCUUCCUGAGAAGGCUUGUCAGUUGGCUAGUCGCUAUUGGAGAAUAACAAAUGCUGAAGGAGAUGUAGAAGAAGUUCAAGGGCCUGGAGUAGUUGGUGAAUUUCCCAUCAUCAGCCCAGGUCGGGUAUAUGAAUAUACUAGUUGUACUACAUUCUCUACAACAUCAGGCUAUAUGGAAGGAUAUUAUAUCUUCCAUUUCCUGUACUUUAAAGACAAGAUCUUUAAUGUUGCCAUUCCCCGAUUCCACAUGGCAUGUCCAACAUUCAGGGUGUCUAUAGCUCGAUUGUUUUGGUAAUUUGUGCCUUUCAAGGAAUUUAUCCAUAUCAUCUAAAUGUUGAAUUUAUUGACGUAAAGUUAUUCCUAAUAGUCCCUUGAUAUCCUUUUAAUGGCUACAAGAGCUGUAGUUGUAAACCCUUGGUUCUUAAUACUGGUAACUUGUAUCUUCUCUUUUUCCCCAUCACAUGAUUACUAUCACUCUUGUUGGUCAUUUAAAGGAAAAACUUGGUUUUACUGACUUUUUUUUCUACAUAUUUUCUAUCACAUUGAUUUCUGCCAUUGUCUAUUAUUUCUCUUCUACUUUCUUUGGGUAUUAUUUGGUUUUGCCCUAGUUUUUUAAGGUAGAAGUUUUAAUGCUCAAUUUUAGGUCUUUGUCUCUAAGCACUGUUUUAGUUGAACUUCACAAAUUUUGAUGUGCUGUGUUUUAGUUAAUAUGCAGUUCAAAAUUGUUUUUGAACUCAGAUUUGCCUUGUAACUUAAUUUUGAUUUGUGGCUUUUAUAGAAAAGUGUUAACUUCCACACAUUUGAAAAUUUUGAAUUAUCUUUUGGUUAUUGAUUUCUAAUUUUAUUGUGGUUAGAGAACUUAAACUCUGUACCUUUACUACUUUUAAAUGUUUUAUGGUCCAAUGUUAUGUAAAGACUUCAUAUAUCUUGCUAAAUAAUCUCUUUGUGCAUUUGAAAAGAGUGUAUAUUCUGUGAUGUGGGGAAAUACUAUUCUGAAAGUGACAGGUCAAACUGGUGUAUUGGUUGACAGGUUGUUUUUUUUUAAUGUCAUCUGUAUAUUCAUUGCUCUUUUGUUGUUGUUUUGUUCUGUCAACUACUGCAAAGAAGAUUGUUGAAAUCUCCAACUAAAAUUAUGAUUGUGUCUAUCUCUUUGUCAGAUUUGCCUCAUGUAUUUUGAAGCUUUAUAAUUGUGUGCCAAUGUGCUUAGGAUUGUUAUGUCUUUUUAAUGACAUAAUUUUAAUUGACAGUUACUGAAAUCUCCUUAUCUCCAAUAGCAUUCCUUGUCCCCAAGUUUAAAGAACAUUGAGGUUUGUUUUGGCAGACAGUUUGGAUACUGUUGGAUCAACUCAAUUGUAUUGAUGCUUGUUUUUAAUAUUUGUUGGAUGUGUGUAAAGUUCUCUUUACUGAAGUAUGAUGGUUCCCAUGCAUUUCAAUCUCAGACCCGUUAGGAUGUCUAAAACCCCCUGAUGACUUCAACCAAACUCUUGCUUAGAUGGAUUACAUUAGUAUUUAGUAUACUAGAAAUUAAAACUGAGAAGUUUUAUAUAUUUACCUAUCAGUUUCUUUUAAAACUACAAUAAAUCCAUUACAUGCUUAAUACCUCCUUCAACCAUGUGUUUACUUAUUUAGUUUUAGUUUCUGCCUAACCACUUAUAAAUGUAUAAUAAAAUCAUUAGAGAAUAGUUUCUCUAAAGGGUGAGAAAUCAAUAGAAAUAAAGAAUAAGUCAGGACUUAUUAAGACUUAAUAAGACUUACCAGUCUUACUACCAUCAUUUAAAAGGCCAUGGGGGUUAUAUUUGUUGACUUUUUGUUUCUAUUUGUUUUCUUGAAAUGGAAGUUGAAUCAUUUAGUUUCUCUUUUGUCCUCUUCCAGCCUGAUGAAUUAGUAGGCUUAGGAAUUCUUCAUACUUUGCAAGUUUUAAAUACUGUACACUUUUGGCUAGUCUUGUGCUUUUCCUUGGUGUAGGGUUUUUUUUUGUUUUUGUUUUGCUUAUGUGAGAGCACUGCAGGGCUUCCUGUCAAUCAUUUAACAUCCAUCUUUGUUUUGGUUCCCUUUUCACCUACUCUUUUGCCACUCAGUAGCCUUUAACAGGAAUGUCUUCUUCAUUAGCAUAGUUGAUAAUCACACUAUGUGGAUAUCAUGUAUUGUAAUUUCUACAGCCUUCCCCAUUAUGCAUUUUGGAUCUCUCUCUGAGAUCCAAAGACUUCAUCAACUCAGUUAAAAAAAAUCCAAAUAUAGAAAUAAUGAAAUAUAAAUCAUAUCUGUUUACCUUUUUGUUACUAUUCUUGUGUCAUAAUAAAUCCUGUGACAUAU